CAACACCGUUGCUAAUCGUAUCACCCUCAAUUAACUUUACUUCUACUGGAUAAACCUCUUUGGAGGGGGACAAAGUAGGAGGGAGGGAGGGAGAGUAUGUGUGUGCCCCCUACUCAGCCCUCCACCCCCUGUCUCUCCACAGGACUGCCAGCCCGUCUAGAGUUAUUCCAGGAAUGCGUUGAACAUGGCUGCCGCGAUGAAGGAGCAGAAAACGGGACUGCUAGAACUUCGUGUGACCGUGGACCGCUGGAUCCGGGUGUUGGCCACGCUCACCGAGGACACGUUCACGGUGAAUCCCGGGGAGGGUUCCGAGGAGCCCGCGAAGCCCAACCCGACUCCCGCUGGUGCUAUCAACGGAGACCCCCCGAACCUCAGCUCGUCCCCGGUCCCGGAAACCAUCACCAACGUGAAGCGCACCGUGCGAGUCACCAAGCAAGAUGUUGGAGGACUCGGGAUCAGUAUCAAAGGUGGGAGGGAGAACAAGAUGCCAAUCCUCAUCUCCAAGAUUUUUAAGGGCCUGGCUGCUGACCAGACUGAGGCGCUUUAUGUUGGUGACGCCAUACUGUCUGUCAAUGGUUAUGACUUACGGGAAGCCACACACGAUGAGGCUGUGCAGGCGCUGAAGAAAACUGGCAAAGAAGUCAUUCUUGAAGUGAAGUACAUCAAGGAGAUGUCGGCCUUCUUUAAAAGCUCGGGCUCCCCCGGGGCCGCCCUCCCGUGGGACUCUCCCCCCUCCACACCUCAGAGGGGCCCUGAGCUCUCCCCUGCUGAGCUGAAGGAGCCCCGCAGCAUCCCGCUGAAGAUGUGUCAGGUGUCACGAAAGCAGUGCCCCCCGGACACAGAAAACCGGUAUUUCGAGGUGAUUUCAUCCAACAGAAAGAACUCUGUGUUCCUGCGGGCAAAAGACCCGGCCAUGGCCCAGUCCUGGUACAAUGGGAUCCAGGCCGGUGCUGCCAACCUUUUACCACGAGUGAAGGAGGAGAUGAAGAGCAUGCAGCCUGGCAUGGAGGUGAAACAUCUGGGCUGGAUUACAGAGCAGGUGGCUCAGGGUCCAGAAAGACCAGUUCUGGCUGUGCUGACUGACAGAGACCUGCUCCUGUAUCCCUGCUUGCCUGAGACUAAAGAGAGCCUCAGCAGCCCCACCAAGAGUCACCCGCUCAUCACCACCAGACUGGUCCACUCCGGCCCAGGAAAAAGUUCUCCUCUCCUGGACUCUGAGCUGUCGUUUGGCCUGCGUUCAGGCACCAAGCAGGGCGUGGAGACCCAUGUGUUCAGGGUGGAUUCUGCCAAGGAGCUGUCCACCUGGACUCAUCUGCUGGUGGAGGGCUGCCACAACGCUGCUGAGCUCAUCAAGGAGGUCACCACGGCCUGUAGUUGGAAUGGGAAGGAGUGUACCCUGGGAGUGCACAUCGAUGAGGGCUUCACAUUAUUCACAGAGGAGAUGGGCGUCAGGAAAAGUAUUCUCCUCCAGCAGCCCUUCGAGCGUCUAAGAAUGUCCUCCGACGACGGAGUCCGUAUGAUGUUCCUGGACUUUGGAGGCCCAGAGGCCAGAGAUUGUAAGUUGUGUUGUCAGCUGGACCUCCACUGUUGCCCUAAGACCAUAGUCUUCAUCAUCCACUCGUUCCUAUCUGCAAAGGUCAAGCGACUGGGCCUGUUGGCAUGAUAACGGCCCCUCCAUCCAGAACAUCAACAAUAGGAAUAUUCAAUCAAUCACACAGCCCAGAAGACUGAAACACAGCAGAGGACAGAGCCCGGGAGGAGAUGCUCACUAACCCCUGAUCAUCUCUGCUCAGACGUCUCCGGGUUUUUCUGGUGGGAUGAGAGAGAGGUGCAGCAUUGAUGGACAUUUUGUUGAAGCUGUAGUUGUGAGGUAAAGAGAGGUUUUACAGAUGGUGUAAGUCAGCAGCCAGUUAGAGGAUCUGACAUCUGAAUCUGUCACAGUGGGUCAUGACUUUGUGUGACAGUUUGCAUCUUCAGUGUUUCUAAGCUCGGAGUCCCAACCAUUUGUUGUUUUGUUUGUUUUUGUCCCAUUGUUCAGUUGUGUUGUGUUAGAUGAGUCACUGCAGCCCUUUGUCAGGAGCAUCCUUUCAUCUUUCAAUCUUUGCAUUAUGUUCUGUGAGCAGUCAUAAAAAAUAAUUUCACAAAUGUCCUGAUUGAUGUUGGACAGUUUAGUUUUCUUUUUUUUUUUUAAAUAAAGGCAGCUUCAGUGAAGUGACAGGAUGACAUGACUGAUCACAUGAUCAAUAAUCUGUACUGGAUAACGUACAGAAUGACGCUAUAACCAUAUGCUGUUUAUUUGGACACUUUAGUUGCCUUUACCCUGAAUUUCCUGUGUUUUCUUUAGAAAACUUCCAGAUGGAAAAUCAAAUAUUUUUCACUGCAGCUGAACAACUUCUUCUUUUCAGUUCUUCUGUUUCUCUCCUCCCUGUUUUAAGCAUGUUUAUAAUCCAUGGCCUAACAAAGAGAAAGGACUAACAGAGUAUGAUAUCAUAAAAUACGUUUUAUUGCGUUUUAGCUUAACAAAAGAAUUAGAUAAGAACUUGUACAUUUCCUAACAAAGACUCUCACAUUGAAUCUGGAUGGCCUCAGUCAGACAGUGUGACUCUGUUAUUUCAGCCUGUGUGAAGAACAACAUGAGAGCUCUUGUGUUUUUUAUCAGCAGUGGUUGUCACAUCAUCAUUUAUUAAUAGAUGACAAACAGUUGGCUCAGAGAGUGCCGGUCCAGCUGAGCUACCUCUGUGUCUGAGUUUAGCUCCUAAAUAAACCGGUUCUAUGUUUUUAUUUGUGGUUCAUUCACCAGAGAGGACAGACAGGCUUCAUCAGACACUGAUGGUGCAUUUUACACAAUAAGUCCAACAUUUAAAUAUGUUCAUUUAAUUACCAUCAGACAGAUGUUCAGUUGUUUACAUCAUUAAGUGUUUAAUCUGUUUUUCUUCAUUAUUCUGUGUCGGCUGAAUAUCCACAACCUGGGGCCUUUUCUCUGUGUCCAACACUAAACAGACUUGUAUUAAUAUAUAACUCAAAACUAAAACUUGUUUGCUUUCAAGAACCAGAUGUAUUGUAUAUUCUUAUUUAAACAAAGGUGUGCCUUGCAGGGUUGUUUGUAUAUAAACAUGUAAUAAACUUUGUUAACUUUUA
Messenger RNA from Lates calcarifer (barramundi perch), 3138 nucleotides. It is a transcript of the gene snta1, whose product is annotated as syntrophin, alpha 1. NCBI's taxonomy places the organism in Eukaryota, Metazoa, Chordata, Actinopteri, Centropomidae. Gene Ontology annotation, molecular function: protein binding; structural molecule activity. The record is from RefSeq and is a predicted model, not a curated record. Gene Ontology annotation, cellular component: neuromuscular junction; sarcolemma; dystrophin-associated glycoprotein complex.